Messenger RNA from Rhagoletis pomonella (apple maggot), 1557 nucleotides. Its product is annotated as glutamate-rich WD repeat-containing protein 1-like. The transcript is spliced from 2 exons. NCBI's taxonomy places the organism in Eukaryota, Metazoa, Arthropoda, Insecta, Diptera, Tephritidae. The coding region runs from base 127 to 1524 and encodes 465 amino acids. The record is from RefSeq and is a predicted model, not a curated record. Gene Ontology annotation, molecular function: protein binding.
AUGGCAAUGCUCUUUAAAUUGCACGUGCCAUGCCAAUAGGAAAAUAUAUCAAAACAAUCACAAUCUGGUCUUAAAGCGGCUCUUGAGGAUUCGAACCACCGUCAUUUAAGGAUACAAUCAACCAAGAUGGAUAACGACGAAAUGGACCUAGAGUAUGUUGAAGCGGAAGAUGACGAUGACGCGGGUGCGGAGGGUAUGGAGAGCGAAAAUGAAGAUGGAACAACGACUACUAGCAAAUCAAAAGAGGUGUACUUACCAGGAAAACCAUUAGAAGAAGGUGAGGAACUCGUAUGUGACGAGUCCGCCUACAUCAUGCUACAUCAAGCCUCCACUGGAGCGCCGUGUCUCAGUUUUGACGUCGUACCCGACGAAUUAGGCGAUGGACGUGAGAAUUUCCCCUUAACCGCUUAUAUGGUAGCCGGAACACAAGCAGCACGUACACACGUCAACAAUCUCAUUGUGAUGAAAAUGCAUAAUCUGCAUAAAACACAAGAAACUGAAGAGGAUGACGAAGAUGAAGAUGAACUGGAAGAUGAUCAAGAUGAUGUUGCUGAUGCGGAUGAGCGAAAGAAACCCCAAAUGACGUGUGCGCUAAUCAAACAUCAGGGUUGCGUGAAUCGCGUGCGUGCUCGGCGUUUGGGUGACACUGUGUUUGCGGCAACAUGGAGUGAGCUGGGACGUGUAAAUAUUUGGAACUUAUCGAAACAACUGCAAGCAGUUGAAGAUGCACAGUUGCUAAAACAAUACGAACGUGAGGUAGCGAAUGAAGCAGUACGACCGGCAUACACAUUCAGCGGUCAUCAACAAGAAGGCUUUGCCAUCGAUUGGAGUGCAUGUGCGGAAGGUGUGCUUGCUACGGGAGACUGCAAACGUGACAUACACAUUUGGUCUCCUCUGGAAGGAGGUAGUUGGAAAGUAGAUCAACGCCCACUAGUAGGUCAUACUGCAUCCGUGGAAGAUUUGCAAUGGAGCCCCAACGAAGCGAGUGUGUUGGCUUCCUGUUCUGUUGAUAAGACGAUACGAAUCUGGGAUUGUCGUGCGCCACCACAAAAGGCGUGCAUGUUGACAUGUGAAGAGGCGCACCAAAGCGACAUUAACGUCAUAUCAUGGAAUCGCACAGAACCGUUUAUAGUUAGCGGAGGUGAUGAUGGUUUCCUACAUGUUUGGGAUUUGAGGCAAUUCCAAACGAAAAAGCCCAUUGCAACAUUCAAGCACCACACCGAUCAUAUAACAACAUUGGAAUGGAACCCUAACGAUGCCACAGUGUUUGCAUCAGGUGGUGAUGACGACCAAAUUGCUUUAUGGGACUUAGCGGUUGAAAAGGAUGUCGAUCAAGAACCCUCACCUAAUGCCACAGAGCAAACAGAAAGUGAAGACGACAUUAAUAAACUUCCACCACAAUUGCUAUUCAUACAUCAAGGACAAAAGGAAAUAAAAGAAUUGCAUUGGCAUCCGCAGUUGCCAGGGGUUAUAUUGUCGACAGCACACAGCGGUUUCAAUAUUUUUAGAACGAUCAGCGUUUGAAAAUAAAACGAGUAAAUUUUUAAAACUUAAAAA